This is a messenger RNA of Aureobasidium subglaciale EXF-2481, 1542 nucleotides long. RefSeq lists its product as uncharacterized. Bases 1 to 1542 code for a protein of 513 amino acids. Gene Ontology annotation, cellular component: membrane. Gene Ontology annotation, molecular function: carbohydrate:proton symporter activity. The record is from RefSeq and is a predicted model, not a curated record. The transcript has 5 exons. Lineage: Eukaryota; Fungi; Ascomycota; Dothideomycetes; Dothideales; Saccotheciaceae. Gene Ontology annotation, biological process: carbohydrate transport; transmembrane transport.
AUGGCGUUGCCACCAAAGUGGUACCAGUUCCUGGUCUCAGUCUUUGCUUCCUUGGGUUCAGUCCUCUACGGUUAUGAUCUCGGUGUCAUCGCUGGAGCCAUCGGUUCCGAGUCUUUCAAAUGGCAAUUCGACCCUACAUCCAACGAGACUGGUGCUGUCGUUAGUGUAUUCACUGGCGGUGCUUUCUUCGGUGCUUUCUUUGCAGGUCCAACUGGUGACAAGCUCGGAAGAAAGAUGACUAUUUUGAUCGGUUCUAUCAUCUUCGUGGUCGGUGGUGCUCUUCAGACUGCCGCUCAAAACCUCCACUAUCUUUAUGCUGGUCGUGCUAUUGCUGGCCUUGGUGUCGGUAUGCUCGUCAUGAUCAUUCCCCUAUACCAAGCCGAAUUGGCUCACCCCAGUAUUCGUGGUCGUGUCACUUCUCUGCAACAGUUCAUGUUGGGUAUCGGUGCUUUCAUUGCAUCUUGGGCUGCAUUCGGCUGCUACACCUCUUACGGAGACCGUGACAGCAGACAAUGGAGAAUCCCUCUCGGUGUACAGCUCCUUCCCGCCGUGCUGCUCGCAGCUUUGAUCCUGUUCUUCCCUGAAUCUCCUAGAUGGCUCAUGAGCAACGGGCAAACAGAGAAGGGUCUUCAGACUCUUGCUAAGCUGCACGCCCACGGUAACACCCAAGACGCUUGGGUUGUCGCCGAGUUCGAAUCAAUCCAGGAUGCCGUCACCUUUGAGAAAGAGCAUGAGGCAAAGUCAUACGCAGAGCUCUUCACCAACAAGUCAAGCUUCCGUCGCUUGUUCAUCGCUGUUGCCCUCCAGGCCUCUGUUCAGAUGACUGGUGUCUCCGUCAUCCAAUACUACUCAGUCUCAAUCUUUGCCGAAAUCGGGAUCAGUGGUGACGACACCCUGAAGUACCAAGCUAUUUCUUCGCUCAUUGCUCUUUUGGCACAAUUCUGCUGCUUGAUGCUCAUCGACAAGUUCGGACGCCGCUGGCCCUUGAUCCUUGGUAACAUCGGUAACGCUUUCUGCUUCAUCGUGGCCACUGCUCUGCUUGCGAAGUUCCCCCCUGGUGCAGAGGGGGGAGCUAACAAGGGUGCUGGUUGGGGUUUUAUUGUUGUUGGAUGUUGGUUGUACAACUUCUCCUUCUCGGCAACCUGUGGACCUCUCUCAUGGAUCAUCCCCGCCGAAAUUUUCGACACCAGAACCCGCUCCAAGGGUGUCUCCAUCGCCACCAUGGUCUCCUUUGCCUUCAACACCAUGAUCGGCCAGACCACCGCCGUCGCCAUCGACAACAUUGGCUGGAGAUGGUACAUUGUCUUCAUCGUCUGCAACUUCACAAACGCCCUCUUCUUCUGGGCCAUUCUGCCCGAGACUGCCGGACGCCCUCUUGAGGAGAUGAAUUACCUCUUCACCCAGGCUCCUCUGUUUGUUCCUGGUACUGCUGCUGCUGGCCGUAAGGGCUUUGCUGUUGUUGACCUUGAGAGACGUGUUGAGGAGGUUGAGAGAAAGGGGUCGAUUGCUAUUCAUCACGAGGAGACUGCUGAGAAAAUCUAA